This is a messenger RNA of Eurytemora carolleeae, 4779 nucleotides long. Its product is annotated as serine-rich adhesin for platelets. The coding region runs from base 393 to 4556 and encodes 1387 amino acids. NCBI's taxonomy places the organism in Eukaryota, Metazoa, Arthropoda, Copepoda, Calanoida, Temoridae. The record is from RefSeq and is a predicted model, not a curated record. The transcript has 11 exons.
ACUUCUGUUAACAUCUUAAAAUCUAGUUCGUUUGUGGCUAAACAUCCCACAUGGGAACUAGAGUUUUUACUCACUCUUAUAUCCAGGGGGCAGACCCCCAUUGCCACCCUCCCCCCAGUUAACGCCCCUGAAAGUAUAUUGACAUGAUUGCCUGGAGGGAUGGGUUGUUUACAACAUAUUUACGUGUUUUUACCAAAAAUCACCUGUAAGGCUGUACACGGCAGGGGUUAAGGAUAAGGAUGCGGUACUUUGAUUGUUCAAAAGGGGAGGGGUGAAUUCAAGGGGGUUAUGAAGGGGGGGGGGUUUUAUGUGCAGUUUCCAUCAAUACAUAAAGAAGUGAACAGUUUUUAUAUUUGUAUAUUGAUGGCAUAAAUAAUACUCUCCAUUUCACCAUGAGGAGAAUUCUGCUGCUAGCGUUCAUUUCUACCACGUCUUGUCAAUUUGAGCUGCAUGCCGGUCAAAGCGAGCCACGAGCGGGUCAACCCGAGCCACAACCAGGAAGAGAAGAUAAACAACUCGGCUCACUGGUUUCUUGGCUAAGUCCAGGAUUAAGUUACAACACGGAAAAUUCUGGGAAACAGCUUGGGCCCGGGAACCACCUUGAGGAAAGAUCAGACGAUGGGCCCUGGAAUAAUCCAGCUAAAUCGACAAGAGCUGAAUUUUCUAGAGGACAAACUUACACCAACUAUAAUCCAACAUACAGAUAUGUUACUGACUCCAAGACAGGGUUUACUACCUAUGCUAGUGGUUCGGGUUCUGUGUAUCAAGGGGGACCUGGAGGAAGAGUUGGAGCAUACCAAACCGUGGCCAAUCCAAACCCAACUCAAGCUCCUUCUUUGGUGGCUAAACUUGGUUCCUUUUUCUCUGGUUUAGGAUCAGGAAGAUUAAAUUCUUAUAGCUCAGGAUCAGGAGGGCUAGGUCGGUAUGUAUCUGGACUUUCUGGAUUAUCAGGAGUAUCCGGAGGAUCAGGAGGAUCAGGGGUAUCAUUAGGAAGAGAAAUUGAAACGUCUACUCCAUUCUAUAACGGAUAUAUCCCGGUAAACUCAGCUCCAAACUCACAGGCCCCUCCUUCUCCUAAUCCAAGUUCGAAGCUUCCACCUAUUGGAAGAUCUCCAUUGUUGUCCCCUUCUGAUAGCGCGCCCAUAACUGGUCCUUGGAUAACAACAACUUCGAAUAAAACCCCGGAAAAGAAUUCCAAAAAAAAUCCAGAUGUUAUUGUUUCCAAUCCUGUCUCGACCAAGGGGAAAUCAGCUCAAACUAAGACCAAUGACAACUUUGGAAAAAGCGUUAUAAACUCCUCAAAAUCUAGAACUCAAUUAGGACAGGGAAACUCAAAUAAGGUAAUAUCUACCUCCAAUGGACCAUGGAUUACAAAACCUUUAAAUUACAAAGGUGCUGGAGGGUUGUCAAUAAGUGGGGAUAGUUCUGUAACCCUUGGUAAAAGUGCUGCGGCAACCCCACAACAUGCUUCUUCUUUCGUCCAAGGUAAUUUCAACGGACAUGUUAAUUCUGGUGGAGUUUACCUUCAGAAUCCAGGAUUCAAUUCCUUCAUUAAUGCUGAUUUCAACCAGGGUUCAGGAUAUCAGGGUAGUUUCGGAAACACAGGAGUAUACUCUGGGGCAUCAGGACCUCCACAUGGAGUAUUCCAAUCUUCCUAUUUAGCAAAUUUCCCAAACUUUGGACCGGGAACCUUCCAACAAGCCCCAGGUUUAGAGAGUUAUCCAUGGUCUCAGGGAGGAACUCAAGAGCAGUCAACAUAUAAACCUUAUCUAAUUCUACCCAGUGUAACAAAAAGAACAACCACUAGAAGAACAACUACAACUACAACUACAACUACAACUACAACUACAACUGCAACUACAACCACAACCACAACCACAACUACAACUACUGCUACAACUACAACUACAACUGAAGUAAUAUCUGAACAACCAUCAACUCCUGAACCUUUUAUAUCUGUGACAGAAGAAGCUGUUUCCACAGAUCCUGAAACAGCAACAGCAUCAAUUUCACCUUUACAAGACAUUGAAGAUACCAUUGAUCUCUCAGAAGAGACAGUCUCAGAACCAGAAUCAGUAACAACAAGUGUUGAAGAAAGCACACCUCACGGUGAUACUGAAACUGUAGAUAAAACUGAGUCAGUUGAUAGUGAUGAAAUCGGAGAUCCUACUGAAUCUGGGGAUGAUAUUGAACCUGCUGAAAGUAGCACAACUGGAGAUGAUAGUAAAGCUGAAGAUGCUAUUAAACCUGUAGAUAAUUCUGAACCUGGAAAAGAUGUUGAUUUGUUGAGUUCAAAUUUUUCGGAGGAUGAAUUUAACCCAACCUCAUCCACAUCUGCCACUCCUUCUACUGCUGACACUUCAUCUACUUCCUUGUCACUCUUUGACCUGAUGUCAAUAGAGUCGCAGACCACCUUUUCAGAGACAGAAAUAUCUGCCCCACCUGCCACUACCCCAGCUACCGAUGAAGAUCAAGUAGUUGAUAAUGUUGAAGAAACCACCUCAUUAUUUGACCUGAGCCCACUUGGAAAACAUGUAAUCAUUGUUCCCACCCCUCCAAACCCUAACAGGGUCCUAGGCAAAGAUAAUAGAGGUGUAAAUUAUCAUCCAGACACAUUUGCAGAAGAAUAUAACACAGAAACAUACAAUGAUAAGAGGCAUAGUGAUAAACAGGGGCAGCAAGGAAGAACAGAGAAUGUAGAUGGAGAAACAUCAGAAAGUAUUGAACCUUCAGAUAGCGAAAAAUUACAAAUUAAACCUAUAUUUAAACCUCUAGAUGAUGAGAUAGAAAAAAUUGAACCGGUAGAUGGUGCUGAAGAGAUCAUUGACCCUGUAGUUGGUGUGACGGAUGGUAUUAAACUUACAGAGACAGGAAGAAUCAAUCCAGUAGAUGAUGAAGCAGGAAUUAUUGAACCUUCAGAUGUUAAAAAAGUAAUAACUGAACCUACAGAUGAUACAGAAGAGACCAUUGCACCUUUAGAUGAUAUUAAGGAGACUGAGGAUGAUGAAAAAGAAGAUAUUGAAGCUGAAAAUGAUGAGACAGCAGGAUUAGAACCUGACAAGCUCAGGACAAGGUUCCCUUUAGCUCGGCCUACCCCACAAAUCCUAGAGGUUGAGAAAGAAAGGAUAAAUAUUAUUCCACCACCUGAAUUUUAUCUUGAUGAAACAUUAGACAACGUUGAUGAAAACCUGCCGUUUGCUAAGAUUAUUGAAGAUGAUGAGAGCAAUCAUUCAAUCAUUUACUUGAAACCAGAGGAGGAAAAUACUGAAUUUGACUUGAUUUCUAAUUUUGAUGAUGAAGCUGAUGAUAUCCUUCAAGUCCCAGAUACAUUCACUCCCCCUGCUAAAGAGGAUUGGGAUAAUGAUGCCGAUAAUGAUGAUACUGAAGCUGAAAAAGAAGAUGACGUUGAAGAGUUGAAAUUAGUAGAAGCAAUUGUAGUUGAGCCUUUACAGAUCUCAAUAGAGAAAAUAAGAAGCCAGAUGCAAGAUGAUUUAACUGAGGAGACAGAUGAAUACAUUGCAGAGGUGGAAGAAGAAGAUGCUUUCUUGAUCGGGAAAGCCAAUCUGAAAGCUUCAGCUAGAAGUGUAGAGGGAGGAAAAAACUCUAAAUCAGAAGAACAAGAAGAUGAAUCUGAGUUAAGCAAGAUCAAUUACACUGUGACCAAAGAUGCUCUUAUUAUUGUACCUAUACCUGUAGACAUCAAUGAAGACCAGGUCCCUGAUGCUAUUAUUGCUAGUGAUGAUCUCAAACCUAAUCUUAGUAUAGAACCACCAGAAAUAUUUGAAAUUUCUAAUAACUCUGCUGUAAACCAAAACGGAAAAACUGCAGAAUUUUUUACUUCAGGAAAUACAGAUUUUGUAGAUCUUCUAAAUACUAGUUCAGACCAGGAGAUUAUACCAAGUGAAGAUGGACGAAAACAAUCAUCAAGAUCUGAUGGAACCUUGAAUUUUGCCACAAAUAACCAGUUCAAAGUAUCCAGAACAAAAUCUGGAGACCUCUCCCCUCUCAUCAGUUUCUUAAAAAAUCAUAAACAAACUCCUGAAAUCAAUCCCAAAACGCCGGAUGAUCUAAAAACUGACCGAUCUGCGUUUAAGCGAAGAAUUCUUCCCAAAUCACCAAUUUAUGUUAAACAGACAGUUAUCCCUGCCAACUCCGAUGGAAAACCUUCCAAUCAGUUUCCGUUUCCUACUGGAGAAGUUUUUAACUCUGAGAUUGGAAAACUGGUUCCAACCCUAGAUUCUAAACCUGGGAGAAGCUCUAAACCUUCAAUUAACCCUGCUGGAUAUUCUUUCAAUGGAUUUAAUUUCCAGGACAGAUUUGGAUAUCAAACUCCUUGGUACAAACCGCAGUUUUUAGUAACAAGCAAUAAUAUUCCAUCAUAUCCAAACCAAAUGCAGAACAGAGGCAACUACAAACUAGAAUACGCUAAAUCUCCUCGAGGUUCAAUUGAAAUGCCGGAUUUUCUCAAGUUUGUAGUUACUAUGAGACCAGCAAGCAUAUCAGACAGGUCUGAUAUAAUGAGUGGCGGGUAUGCACGCGUAGAUCAGUGGAGAUAGAUUUUAAACUUCUGUAAAAUAUUUAAAAUUUACGUAACAACUCCUUUAAAUGACCGCUUUUUAAAGUUAAUAUUUAUAUUUUGGAAAACAACUUAAAAAAGUUUCAGUUUAUAAAAUUGUCACCAAGAAAAUUUAUUAUUGAUUGGAUUAAUCAUUAUGCCUAUAAUUUGUAUUCAUGGUUGUAAAUGUUUAAUUGAGCACUGCAUUUUUAAUAAAUUUGAUA